CGAAUCCCUCGCCCUAUAUAAAAUGGAGGUCGCCACUCCGGAACUUGCUCAAGCUGACUUCGUGGAUCAAACCGUACGUGAAAAUUUGUUCAUGCUGAUCAAUCUGGUUAAAAUUCAACUAGCGUAGAUCAAGCAGGCUAGGUUCCCUCAUCCACCAUCAUCUCUACAACCUCUCCACACGAACGAGAUCAAGCAGAAGCUAGCUGCGAGCAAUGGAGCACCAGAUGUUCAACGACCCGUUCACGAGCAGCAUGUCGUCACUGGAGGCGGAAAUCUUCUCCGGUGGCCACCACCACCCAGCGCCAUCCCCGCAGUGGCCGGGCCUAGACCACGACAUCCCGGCGGCACCGGCUGCCAACAACGCCACCUCAUCCGGCGGCCCGGGUUCCCACCGGAAGAUGAGCCACAGCGCGUACGAGCGCGACAGCCGCAAGCAGCUCAACGAGCAUUAUUCCAACCUUCGCUCCCUCCUCCCUGACGAUGAUCAUCACACUAGGAAGCUGAACAAUCCGACCAUUGUGUCGCGGGUGAUCAAGUACAUCCCGGAGCUGCAGAAGGAGGUAGACGGCCUGGAGAAGAAGAAGGAACAGCUGACGCGUGCCAGCUGCAGGCCGGGAGAUGACACGGCUCCUAUCGUCUCCCCCACCUGCCUCAACGACAGGGAAAUCAUGGUCCAGGUCAGCCUGCUGAACACCAUGGCUGGCGCUCUGCCCAUGUCCAAAUGCAUCAACGUGCUGGAGAAUCAAGGCCUCUGCCUCAUCAGCUCGUCCGCUUCCGCUUUUCAGAACAGGACCUUCUAUAGCCUUCAUCUUCAGAGAACCCAACGAACAAUGAGCAAAGAGUGCUCAGCAUUUUGUGACGAAUUGGAGAACGCCGUGAAGCAAAAGGCGGGACUACAUCCACAUUACUAGUGGAAGACAGCAUAAUAAUGGUGGAUGCGAUCAUAUUUAAGUACCAUGAAUCAAAAUACAUGCCAUACCUAUAUACUCCCUUCGUCCCAGAAUAAGUGUCUCAACUUUCUACUAACUUAUUUUGGGAUGGAGAGAGUAACAAAUAAUCAAGGAUCAAUAGUAGGACCGAUGCAUGCAUGAUAGUAUAAAACAGUGUGUUCCAUAUAACUACUAUUGUAUAUACAUUCCGGCCCUACAUUUUCCUCUUGAUGUACCCUAGCUUGUAUGCAUAUGUAAGUUGAGUAUAAUUAGUAUGCGUGAUAGGACGGAGAAAAUAAAUUUGGAGCUGGCCGCAAAGCAGUGGCGUGCAUUCUGAUAAGAAACACGCCAUGUCCAUGUAAUUCAUACAAAUAAAUAAAUAUAUUAUGGUACUACCAUGUCGCGUAAUGUUCAUA
Molecule: messenger RNA, 1345 nt
Organism: Triticum urartu
Lineage: Eukaryota; Viridiplantae; Streptophyta; Magnoliopsida; Poales; Poaceae
Product: protein IRON-RELATED TRANSCRIPTION FACTOR 2-like
Biological process (GO): regulation of transcription by RNA polymerase II
Cellular component (GO): RNA polymerase II transcription regulator complex
Molecular function (GO): protein dimerization activity; RNA polymerase II transcription regulatory region sequence-specific DNA binding; DNA-binding transcription factor activity, RNA polymerase II-specific
Source: RefSeq, a predicted model, not a curated record